This is a messenger RNA of Sordaria macrospora k-hell, 2643 nucleotides long. RefSeq lists its product as uncharacterized. The record is from RefSeq and is a predicted model, not a curated record. Lineage: Eukaryota; Fungi; Ascomycota; Sordariomycetes; Sordariales; Sordariaceae.
AUGGCGCCCGGAAAAUCAUACGCCUCGCCUACUCGCAAGAUCUGGGACGACAGGUUUCGCGAAGACGGCCAGACCCGUUACAACGACCGCCUGAAGUGUUACCAGAAGAUCGGAAAUGAGCUCGAGCAGGUGCGUGCUGCUGAGAAGAAGAGAGAGGCCGGGAUUGCUCUCGGAAACAAGGCGGCUAACGGACCACCAUACGUCGCCCCUACUCCGAUAAUCUGGAACGAUCGGACCGACAAGUUCGUGUGCACACCCAGAGCCAUCUCACUCCUGGUCUGGGAAGCCGAGAACUUGUAUCUCGAGCUCGAAGCUCUGAGGUUCGAAAAAGACGGCUACCAGCGGUACAAAGAACGACGGAAGCGGUACGACGAGAUAUGGAAGAAGCUGGAGCAGCUGCGUGCUGCGGAGAAGGCAGCUGCCGAACAGAAGAAGCGUGCUGAUGAGCAAAAGCGCGCUGAACAGAAAAGGCGCGAUGAAGAAAACAGGCGUGCUGCGGAGAAGGCAGCCGACCAAGAGAGGCGGAGGCAGCAAAUCCUCAAGCAGAAAGACGAUCAAAUCAAGGCCUUGAAGGAGGAGUGGGCUGCUGAACACCAGCGCAGGGCGGAGGCGGAAGCCCGCGCAAAGGAAUUUCUAGCCUCCGAGGAGAAGAAGCGACAGGCACUCGUCCAAAAAGCCGAUGAGAAGCUCAGGCUUCUGCAAGCUGAGCUUGCCGAGAAAAAGAUGCAGGCGGAGUUGUUUGCCUGCUGCGAACGCCAACGGGCCGUGGAGGAGGUUCGCAAAGAGCUGGAGGACACGAAGAAGCGUCUGAAUCUCGAGUACGAGGCCUUUCAACAGAGAAGCCGUGAAGCUUUCGAGGCUGCCGAACGUCAAAGGAUCGAAGACGAGAAUCUGAGGGCCCGUGCUCGGAAAGAAAAGGAGGCUGCUCUUGCCAGACAGAGCGCGGAGAAACAAACCUCGCCGGAACAGAGACCGAAGGAGGUGUCGUUUGAUUCCACCCACAACCAGAUCUACGGCCUGAGUCCUGCUUCGCACGGCUAUCGACAGCCUGAACAGCAGAACGUCAAGCGUCCAGACAGCGAUAACCAGCAGCAUAAUCAUCACCCCUCUCACGAUCGUUCCCAGUCGCAGAAAGCUCAGCACGUUUCCGAUGUUUGGACCGCUUCGUAUCCCCAGUAUGAACAUCACCGACAGGCCGAUCAGCCAAAGCACCACUAUCCUCAGUACACCCACCCACUGUCUCACCAUUGCAACGGCCAACGUCCAACAACUGGUGAUUUUCAGCGCGAUCACCAAGCGCCAGUAGGCCUCUCCGGUAUGCCGGCUGGUUCUUCGGUUGCCUCCUAUUCCCCAGCUCUCGCUCCUUGGGAUGAUUAUAACCAGCACACGGUUGGUGGCUAUGAAGCUUCUCAUGGGCCUCAAUGGCAGUCGCACCACGAUCCGUCGUAUCUACAUGCUUCCACCACCGGAAAGAAAUGGUCCACGCCUCAAAUCUCCACGUGGAAUGCACCCGUUCUGGAUUCAUUCGGUACUUCCCGACCCGAAUCGCCGGUAAAGGAGAAGUGGUCAUUGCCACCCUCGCCCAUUGUGAAUCCGAAGCAGGUUGAUGUUCGUUCUCCUCGGGAGACUGAAGAGGAGAAGCUUCGGAGGGAACUCGCUGAGGAGAAGGCCAGGAACGCGAAGUUGGCGGCUGACCUGGAGAGGAAGAAACGGGUUAGCGGCGCAGAUAGCGUGGCGACUUGGCAGACCGGAACCAAGUCGAUCUGGGAAGAUGCAACCAAGGAUACCUCCAAGCAUGCUCCUCAUGCUCACCAGAGUGAGAUGCCAAAGGCACAGGCAGCCAAGCCUUCUUUCAGCCAGCGCAAUAAGCAGGACGCAAAAAGGGACAACAAGGUGACAGGCUCCUCCAAAGAAUCUUCCAAGCCGACGACGGUGUCAGUGCAAAAUCUUCGUCGUCGAGAACCGAGUGUCGACCGCAACGGUUUUCGCCCUAGCAGUCGAACCAGCACUCAUACUCGGUACUUCGAAGCUGAGGAGCACAUAUCCUCUGACGAAGAACACACUCCGAGGCCCAAGUUCUCUCGGGCGAACACCCGUUAUGCAUGGCGAAAGCCUUCCCUGGAAUCGAUUCCUCGAUAUGUCCCUCCGACACCCCACCGCCACCCAUCGCCUCCCCCUAAGCUCUCUCCCACACCUCCGCGUGGCUCCACGGCCGACGCCAGACAGGGAACUCAAACCCCGAAGCUGGCCGGCAUUCCCGGCAGCUGGCGCGACGAGCACCCGCCUGCGGAUCUUGGCUGGCCUGCAAACGUUUCAACUCCGAGCGUGAAGAGCCCGCCCACCGCCGAUCACAAGACGACGGAGACGGAGACGUACAAACCGGGGCGGUACGUUCCCGUGCCCAAGGAUGUGCCUCCUCCUGGAUCGUACCUCUCUGCGAACGCUCACCACAGGAAGUCGAGCUACCAAUAUCCCGUGCCGCCAUACUACCCUGGCAGCGCCACUACCGUCCCGCAACCCGUUGCUGGACCGUCGGGACACGGCGGGCAGUUCUCAUCUUGGGCUGACCCGACAGUUGCCCAGAGCACCGACGGGCCCAGGUACACGAGGGAGGAGAAGGGGAAGGGUAAAGCUCGAUGGUGA